AUGCUGUCUCCGAGGUUGUCUGCUCCUUCUGCCUCUCUACUGCGCUUCUUACGAUCUCAGUCUGGGCUCCCCGGCGCCCCAUCAAGAUGCGCUUAUCCGAAGCGUCUCGCCAACCGCGAUAAAGCCUUCUCGACAGGGUCCCCGAAACUUUCGAGCUGGACGCGCGUUGAUGAUCCUCUUGGCUCUUCAACACUUGAUACCACAUUGCAAAAUACUCAAAAUGGAAGACCGAUGCUCACUAGAGCAUCAGUGUCGCCAUCAUCGGUACCAGCACAGGUGCAAUCCUCGCGCCAUGCGUCAACCAAAAGCCGACCCUUCCUCCGACGGAUCUUCGAUCUGAAACGGAAUAAAGCCCCCGAUCACAAGAAGCAACCUCCUCCAACCGUCCCUGGGCUUAUGGAUGAAGGGACGGAGGGGAUGUUUAAUAUCGGCCGCAGCAUAUCAGCCAAGGCUUCAAAUGAGCUGCGAAUUCGAUGCACAGAAUUCGAUAUCAAUGGAGACGUCACACUAGUGAACGGAGAGUUCCGAAAGCAGGAGCUAAUUGCCAAGUAUGGCCUUCUUCCUCGAGAUCUCCGCAAGAUCGAUUCGUCGACUCUUCCCCAUAUCCUGGUGCGACCUAGCGCUAUUCUCAUCAAUCUCUUGCAUCUGCGAGUUCUUAUUAAAGCGGAUCGAGUACUCGUGUUCGAUGCGUACGGAUCGACAGACUCAUACAUGCAAUCGCUGUUCAUCUACGAUCUGGAAGGGAAGCUUCGCCAGAGACAUGUCCAGGGUGCCGCUCAGCCUAGUCAAUCGCUGCCAUAUGAGUUUCGCGCGCUGGAAGCCGUUCUCAUUAGCGUCACGAGUGGCCUGGAGGAAGAGUUUAAUGGAGUGAGAGACCCUGUCGUGCGGGUCCUCCGGGCGCUGGAGGAAGACAUUGAUCGAGAUAAGCUCCGCCAUCUUUUGAUCUACUCUAAGAAACUGGGUACAUUCGAGCAGAAAGCUCGCUUGGUACGAGAUGCUAUCGAUGAUCUGCUUGAGGCAGAUGACGAUUUGGCAGCGAUGUACUUAUCUGAGAGAGCGAUUGGCAAAGAGCGAGAAGAGGAUGAUCACCAAGAAGUGGAAAUGCUUCUGGAGUCAUAUCACAAAGUUUGCGAUGAAAUCGUUCAGGCCAGUGGUAACUUGGUGACGAACAUUCGCAAUACAGAGGAAGUAGUCAAGGCUAUUCUCGACGCCAAUCGCAACUCGCUCAUGCUCAUGGACCUUAAAUUCAGCAUUGGCACCCUCGGUCUCGCGACAGGAACAUUGUUCUCUGCUCUUUACGGAAUGAACUUGAAGAACUUCAUUGAAGAAUCAGACUUCGGUUUCGGCGGUGUUUCCGUGAUCUGCUUUGCUCUCACCGGUCUCGUCUGCUCCGUAUGUGGGGUGAAUCUGGUGUGGGGGGGUUCCUCAUUCGCUCCCCUCUCUCCAAAACGCGGCCUACUCGGCGGAAACCGCAAUAACUGGCGCGCCGAUUCCAUCGAGCCUGUUUGGGGCAGUCUCCCAGGUGAAAACCGACCCGAGCGUAUCCGACGCCUGAAAGAAAAUGCAGCCCAGGCUGCGGCCCAAGCUGCGUCGAGAAAUCUCAAAUCGGCCCAUGCUAGCUCCCAAGCUGCUAUGCAGGCAUCAGCUGCGGCUUCUAGCAAGGCUCCUGCGGAAAGCGGCAAAGGUCCUGAAAAAGAGACUGAUGUUCGUCCUGAUGGGGCUGUGUGA
This is a messenger RNA of Penicillium paradoxum, 1728 nucleotides long. RefSeq names its product CorA family magnesium transporter. Gene Ontology annotation, molecular function: magnesium ion transmembrane transporter activity. The record is from RefSeq and is a predicted model, not a curated record. The coding region runs from base 1 to 1728 and encodes 575 amino acids. Gene Ontology annotation, cellular component: mitochondrial inner membrane. NCBI's taxonomy places the organism in Eukaryota, Fungi, Ascomycota, Eurotiomycetes, Eurotiales, Aspergillaceae. Gene Ontology annotation, biological process: mitochondrial magnesium ion transmembrane transport. The transcript has 4 exons.